Oryza brachyantha (malo sina) is the source of this 1834-nucleotide messenger RNA. Its product is annotated as WAT1-related protein At5g07050-like. Lineage: Eukaryota; Viridiplantae; Streptophyta; Magnoliopsida; Poales; Poaceae. The transcript is spliced from 6 exons. The record is from RefSeq and is a predicted model, not a curated record. Gene Ontology annotation, cellular component: plasma membrane. The coding region runs from base 81 to 1316 and encodes 411 amino acids. Gene Ontology annotation, molecular function: transmembrane transporter activity.
CGAGCGAGCGAGCCACCGCCACUCUUCGCCUGUUGUGUUUUGUGACCGGCCGGCGUCGUGUGCACACGAUCGAUCUGACAAUGGCCGUGCAGCAGAAGCAGCAGCAGGGGUCGUCGAUGAUGCAGAAGUGCAAGCCGUACCUGGCGAUGAUCUCGCUGCAGUUCGGGUACGCCGGCAUGAACGUGAUCACCAAGGUGUCGCUCAACCACGGCAUGAGCCACUACGUGCUCGUCGUGUACCGCCACGCCUUCGCCACCCUCUCCAUCGCGCCGUUCGCGCUCGUCCUCGAGCGCAAGGUCCGCCCGCGCAUGUCCUUCUGGGUUUUCCUCCAGAUCUUCGUCCUCGCCCUGCUCGGCCCGGUGAUCGACCAGAAUUUCUACUACGCCGGGCUCAAGUUCACCUCGCCGACCUUCUCGUGCGCCAUGAGCAACAUGCUCCCCGCCAUGACCUUCGUCAUGGCCGUCAUCUUCAGGAUGGAGAAGGUGAACCUGAAGAGGGCGAGGUGCGUGGCCAAGGUGGUGGGGACGCUCGUGACGGUGGCCGGCGCCAUGCUCAUGACGCUCUACAAGGGCCGCGCCGUCGAGAUGAUCUGGACCAAGCACAUGCACCUGCACGGCGCGCACCAGGUCGACGCGGCAGCCGCGGCCGCCGCCGACAAGGACUGGCUCAGGGGCUCCAUCUUCCUCAUCAUCGCCACCCUCGCCUGGGCCUCCCUCUUCAUCCUCCAGGCCGCGACGCUGAAGAGGUACGACGCGCCGCUGUCCCUCACCACCCUCAUCUGCUUCGUGGGCACCCUACAAGCCAUCGUCGUCACCUUCGUCAUGGAGCACAGGACCUCCGUGUGGAAGAUCGGCUUUGACAUGAACCUCCUCGCCGCCGCCUACGCCGGUAUCGUGACAUCGAGCAUUGCCUACUACGUGCAAGGGCUGGUGAUGCAGAGCAGGGGGCCGGUCUUCGCCUCGGCGUUCAGCCCGCUCAUGAUGAUCAUCGUCGCCAUCAUGGGGUCGUUCAUCCUCGCAGAGAACAUCUACCUCGGAGGAAUCAUCGGGUCCGUGCUCAUCGUCGCCGGCCUGUACUCGGUGCUCUGGGGGAAGCACAAGGAGAAUGUGGAGAAGAAGGAGGCCGAGGCGAUGGAGAUCCCGGUGGCGAUCAACGGCAACGGCAGGAUCAUGGACAUAGUGGAGCUGGACGAGGUGCAGCUGGAGAAGGCCCAGGCGAACGGCAAGGCGGUGGUGCACGACCACGCCGCGGCCGCGGUGGUCGCCGUCACGGUCCCCGCCGAGGAGGCCCGGAUGCAGGGCAAGGACGAGGCUUAAGCUACACGAUACAUCCACUGAUCGGUGAACCAUUGCGUCAAUUUCGCCAUCAUUUCUUGGCUUCUGAUCUGUUCUUCCCUGAGAUGUUGUAUUGGCAUGGUGAUGUAAGCACUGGUGGUAAGUAGUAGCAGUAGUAAAUUAGUACUAAUUAGUAAAAAACUAAUAAUCUAGUAGUGGUGUGGAAGAUGAGGAGGAUGCAAUCAUGCCAUCAACGAGGGAGCGUUUUGUAACCUCUCCCUGGUUAAGCAGAUGCUUUCAGGUUGGGAUUGUUAUCUCUUCUAAUGCAAUGUCUCCUCAAUGAUGACAUGUGUGAAGUGUGAACCACUAUAUGGCGCCUCAGAUUAUAUUCCAAUCCUAUGGCAAGCAAGUGUUUGAUCAUGUCGUGUUAUCCUGCUUCUGGUAGCUGUGUUUUUUGCUCAAUGCAAUUGUAAAUGCUAGGUAGUACACAAAGAAUUUGAUUGUAUUUGAGCUCACAUGAUUGGGUGGUAAGCAGGCAGCUCCCCUGAAUCUCUGAAAAA